This is a messenger RNA of Durusdinium trenchii, 1272 nucleotides long. The record is from the annotation of a GenBank genome assembly. NCBI's taxonomy places the organism in Eukaryota, Dinophyceae, Suessiales, Symbiodiniaceae.
AUGGCGGAGAGUGUCCCAGUGGAGGUGACAGUGCAAAUCAACAGUGUCACAGCCAUCAACAUCAAGCGGAUUUUGUUCGAUGUGGACUUCACUCUGAUGUGCCCCGCUCUUAUGAGCGCCGAAUUUGUUUGGGCAAAGACACCCGCAUUUGAUGACAAGACACAUGGAAAGUUGGACUGGCAGGAUCCGAGCGUCAUGGGCAUGACAGCGAAAGAAAUCGAUCAGAUGACCAUGACCAUCUUCAACCCUGAAGUCGUCAUCGACAAUGCGGUGGACAACGACCAGCCGAUCUCCGGUGGGUGCAAUGCUCCAAGGCCCAAUCGCUUGGUGGACGGCGUGUGUCCUGAUGGGCAGCUGAAGAAGACAAAUCGCUAUCGGCUCUCCUUGACCUGCAACGGCUUGGACUUACGCGCCUUCCCCUUCGACACGCAGAUCUUGCCCAUUCGCUUGAAGGCGCGGAACAAGAGCACGUUGCACGGCGAGGAGGGUCCGGAGGCGAUUCUCGUGGGCCCUGAAGGUGACAACAAGAAGCACGGCCUGCGGAGGACGGGUCACACCGUGAAGAUGCUGGCGGAUCGCCUGGCAGAUUUCAAGAUACAGUCGUUGAUGGGCUUGCGCUCGGAGCUGCCGGACCGUUGGUACGAGGUGCGCAUCAUCGUGGAGCGCUCGCCAGGACACGCCCUUCGCAACGUGGCUACGCCUUGCUUGGUGAUCUUGAUCUUCUCCUUCACCAUCUAUGCCAUUCCCAUGUCAGAGCUUGGAUCCAGGCUGGAGAAUACCGCUACCUGCCUCCUGGCGAUGAUGGCCUUUCAGGGCGUGGUGAAUGAGAUGCUUCCGCCGGUGUCCUACGAGACGGCCUUGGGGAGGUACGUCACCGCAGUGUACAUCAUUCUCAUGUUUCAUGGUGUGGAGCACGCGCUCUUCUCGACCUUGACCUCCAAGUCUGACUCCGUGGCCCCGCGUGACAGGCCCAUUGACAUCUUCUUUGGUGCUGUGGAGUUUUGGGAUGCACAGAGCGAUUACCUCAACAAAGUGGAAGCCGUUCUGGUGAUUGCCGAGCUGGUGCUGAUCCUCUUCAUCCAUGUCGCAUAUGUCCUCUAUCUCUUUUGGCUUCGAAGGCGUGGAAAGGCCAAGCGCUUACGCGAAGCCGAACGGCCGGGGGUCUCGCUGGUGGACGCCCGCGGCGGCUUCGGCACGCGGAACUCCGCGCGGAGCUCUGCGCGGGUGCGCACGGGCACCACCUCUGCAGCGACCCUUGGAGCGACGAUGUGA